Microdochium trichocladiopsis is the source of this 1016-nucleotide messenger RNA. Its product is annotated as RNA polymerase III subunit Rpc25-domain-containing protein. Gene Ontology annotation, biological process: DNA-templated transcription; transcription initiation at RNA polymerase III promoter. NCBI's taxonomy places the organism in Eukaryota, Fungi, Ascomycota, Sordariomycetes, Xylariales, Microdochiaceae. The record is from RefSeq and is a predicted model, not a curated record. The coding region runs from base 298 to 879 and encodes 193 amino acids. The transcript is spliced from 5 exons. Gene Ontology annotation, cellular component: RNA polymerase III complex.
GGCGUGCAACACCAAAUCACAUCGCAGACGCCGAGUACGGUACCGGGACUUCAGAAACGACCAGAGCACAUGUGCCUUUUUGAACUCGUCUGGUCACCGGCCACUUGAGAUACUCCUAGUCUAUCGGCAGUUGCGCGGUGGAAACGCAUCGUCAGUGCAUCGAUUCCCCAGCGGCAGACUGAGGCUGCGGGCCUACUCGAAGCUGCAACUGACUCCAAGCGGCAGGCUACCCAGGAUCAACUUUCACACAAGCACACAGGGUGGCUCUAGAGGCGCAGACGUCACCAGGACGCCGUAAUGUUCAUAUUAACCAAGAUCGCCGACUUGGUGCAGAUCAAGCCCUCCGAGUUCUCAAAGGCCAGCCGCGUCGCCAUCGAGGACAACAUCAACGCAAAGUACGCCAACAGGGUCAUCCAGAAGAUUGGCCUCUGUAUAUGUAUGUACGACCUGCUCUGGGCCUCGGAGGGGCUUAUCGGCCACGGCACGGGCAUGGUCAACGUCAAUGUUGAGUUCCGUCUCAUGGUCUUCAGACCCUUCAAGGGCGAGACGCUGCUCGGCAAGAUCAGCAGCGCCACGCCAGAGGGCAUUCAUGUCCGCACGGAGUUCUUUGAAGAGAUAUUCGUGCCAUACAAGGAGUUGCCGGAGAACACGGAGUUUGAUCACAAUGAGCAGGCGUGGACAUGGAUCGUUGACGAGGAGCGCAUGUACUAUGACAAGAACGAAAUGGUGCGGUUACAGGUGAUUGACGAGGCGUGGAACGACCAGAUCCCUGAUAGUGCUGAGCAGGAGGCCGUCGACAAAGCCAAGAAGGUCUCUCCCUACAGCGUUACGGGCAGCAUGCUCAAAGAAGGUCUCGGCGUGUGUCUUUGGUGGGAAUGAGAGAGAUAUUGACGACAAGGUGUUUGGUUGUGUGGGAAACUUUAGAAACAUAUGCAUGAUAUGGCGUUCACGGUUAAGGAGUAGCCACAUAUUCGCACAAGGCUUCCCUGGAAUAUACUUCUAUUGACGUUUCGCGC